Molecule: messenger RNA, 1542 nt
Organism: Colletotrichum truncatum
Lineage: Eukaryota; Fungi; Ascomycota; Sordariomycetes; Glomerellales; Glomerellaceae
Biological process (GO): transmembrane transport
Cellular component (GO): membrane
Molecular function (GO): transmembrane transporter activity
Source: RefSeq, a predicted model, not a curated record
AUGAAUCGCCAUCAUUCACCUAACCGAACAUCUUCGUCGGUAACCCCGAAGAAAGCAUCAGCCAUGCCAGAAAAAACGGAUGCCGAAGUCGUCGAGCGCGGCUCAGUCAUGAAUGGAGAUGUUACUGUGCAGACAAUGAAGCCAUUCACGACUUUGUCUGCUCUUGGCAUCGGCUAUGGCACAACUAAUACUGCCAUCGGACUCAUUUUGGUCCUUGGUAGCACCUUACCCAUGGGAGGCUCUCCCUUAUUCUUCUGGGGAUUUCUUGUAAUGGCGCUCGUCGGCUUGGCUACAGCAACGACACUUGCCGAGCUUGCCUCUGCCAUGCCACAUCCAGGUGGCCAGUAUAUCUGGGUUCAUCGACUAGCACCACCAAAGCACAGGCGAUUCCUGUCUUACAUCACAGCAGUCAUCAGCUGGUUAGCGGCCGUCGCUACUGGAUCUUCAGCAUGCCUCUCCGUUCCCGUCGGUAUCUGCGGUAUCAUAACGCUGCUGGAUCCCAGCUUCGUAUAUAAGAGGUGGAUGGGAUUCGUUGGUUUUCAACUCCUUAACAUUGUCACCGUUUUUGGGGCAAGUUUCGAGAAGGCGCUGCCAAAAAUCUCGAAGGCUAUGCUACUGUUCAGCUGUACAACCAUUGUCGUGAUUUUCAUCACCCUAUUUGCCAUGUCAAAAGAGAGCAGUUCCGCCAAGGACUUUUUCGUCACACAAAUCAACAUUUCAGGGUGGCAAAACGGAAUUGCUUUCAUCAUUGGCAUGAACGGGGCCAACUGGAGCUUUUCUUGCCUUGAUGUUGCGACCCAUUUGGCGGAAGAAAUGCCUCGUCCCAGCACUGAUAUUCCAAAGGCAUUGAUCUGGACAAUCAUAGUCGGCUUGGUAUCCGGUCUGUUGGUGGUCACAUCAGUUCUCAUAAACAUACCGGCGCUUGACGGCGCUGAUGACAACUCGGCGCUAGCUCUCUUCUACCGGAUUACAGGCAGCCAAGCAGCUGCAGUCGGCCUUUGGGUUCCAGUCAUGAUCACCACCAUCGGUGCAGUCUGGUCGAUUCAGACAUGGCAGUCUCGUUUGGCCUGGACGAUCAGUCGUGAAGCUGGCUUCCCGCUUCAUCGGCAUCUCAGCAAAAUCGCGCCCUCCCCUUUGCACACUCCCAUUUGGUCGCUUGUGUUUUCUGCCUCUGGAACCGCAGUCUUCGGAUGCCUUUACCUGGCUUCUGACCUUGCCUUCAACUCUCUCAUUUCUACUGGCUUGCUGCUUCAGUAUAUCAGCUACAGUAUUCCCGUAGUUCUCGCACUGAUGCAAGGCCGAUCUAAAUUCCAGCAUGGCCCAUUCUGGUAUCCGAAACUCGGUUUUCUGGCGAAUCUUGUUAUGCUUGCUUGGUCGGUAGUGGCACUGAUAUUCUACUGCUUUCCAUAUUACCUGCCUGCCGUUGCGGGCCAGAUGAACUAUGCAUCGGCAGUUUUAGCGGCCAUUGCUAUUUUGAUUACGACACUCUGGUUCUGUUAUGCAAAGAGAAAUUACGAAGUAAAGGAGUUUAUACAGCAUUAG